AAAAUGAAAACAACUGCCGAACUUUUCAGAGAAGACAAAGUCUAGAACGGUAGAUUGUUGGUAAUGACACCCGUGAUUAAUUUUUAUAAAUUCAAGCCCCCAACACGCACGUUUUAAUCACAAUUUUACCGCGUGGAUCGCUAAAGAUUUCAUCUUACGACCGUCGGAAAAAUAUAUUCAAGAAAGUGCGAGAUGGCUACAAUUAAUAACACAGACCCACUAGGUGUGACAAAUGGAAUGAAAAAGGAAACCCCAUCAAACACAACACCAACAAAACCACAAGGAAAAUCACAGCUUGAAUCACUCCCCAAAGAAGAUCUUAUAAAAUAUGUCAAAAAGCAAGUUGCUCAGUUAAAACAAACUAAAGCCAAGUGUGAAGAGUUGACAUCGCAAUUAGCUGAUGAGAAGAAUGAGGUGCAAAGACUGGAGAAUGAAAAAAGAGAGUGGUUAUCGAGAGGGGUGCAUGCAGAAUUUGAGAAAAAAGACAAGAUUCUAAAGAAAAAUAAAGAACUUAAAAUGGCUGCUGAACUUGGAAAAAAGAUGCUUGAGGAGAAUGAUGAUUUGCGAGGAAUGUACAAUGAAUUGGAGCAGGAACAUGAAAAUACAGUUAAAGAGCUUGAAAAUGAGUUGUCAACUGUUGUGAUGGAGAGAGAUGGACUUCAGCAGUCACUUAAAGUUUUACAAGAGGAAUACCAAAGUGUUGUUAAACAGUCAAUGGAAUAUAAAAAUGCUUUGGAACUACAAGCUGUUCAAGAAGACAAAGCACAGGAACAAUUGCAGAAAGAUAAUCAAUCCUUGCUUGAGAAAAUUCAAGAACUUCAGCAAGAGAAGGAAAAAACACAGGAAACCUUAGUUAAGUUUGAACAAGACAAUCGCCAUCUUUUAGAAACCUGCAAGGAGCUGGAAGGUAAGAUUGAAUUGCUAAACAACCAGGCAUCCACAAGAAGUGAAGACUCAGUAUCACUUGCAAUGACAAAAGAGCUUCAAGCCAAAGUAGACAGGCUGAUGAGAGAAAAGGAGGAGCUUAUUAGAGCUGUAGAGUCAUCCUGUGAUUCCCAUGAUGAGAGACAAGGACAAGACAUACAAGAUCUGAAAGAUCAAAUAGAGAAACUCGUUGCAGAAAGAAGUGAACUUCAAAGCAGAUUCAGUUGCCUUGUGCAGGAGAGAGGGGCAAGUGUCGGAAGUGAGGGUAUGGGUCAAGUUUUGCGGGAACAUUCUUUGAUGGAAAGUGAAGACCUUAAACACAAGAAUGAGUUGCUGAGAAGCGAUCUGGAACUUUCUAGAAUAGAAGUGGAGCACCUUAGGAACGCACUGGUUACCAUGCGUACAGAGUAUGAGGGUCGGGAGGUUGCUGCUAGGGAUAUUGAGGAAAAUUUAGAGACAGCUGUUAAAGAAUGUGAAGAGAACAAGUUUUACGUCAAGGAACUUGGGGAUCAGAUCAACAAGUUGAAAGCAGAGAAAGAAAAAGCUUUGAAAUCACUAAAAACACUUAAAGUUAGUCAUGAUAGGCUGAAAAAUAAACUGAAAGAAAUGAGUUCCUCUCAGGAAGACUUAAGCAAGAUGUCAGUAAAGGACUUGCGGAAAACGCUUUCGGUGAUUAAGAUCGAGAAGGAAGACAUCGAAACAGCUUUAAAUGACAGCAGAAGAGAAUUACAGAACCUGGAACAGAAGAACAAGGAAACGACGGAUGAAUUUGAGAAACUCUUCGUUGAGAAUGAAGUGCUGAAAGAUUCAAUCACCGGUCUUCAGCAACAAUACAGAUGUGUUUCAGAAAAUCACGAGGCUGCAAAGAAACAGUUGGAAAAUGUAGUAUUUGAGAAGGAUGAACUCAGUCUGUCACUUAAGUCUCUGCAAGAAGAAUACAACAAGAUGUUGCAAGAAAAGCAGGGGCUACAACGCCAACUCGAGGAUCUAACUUCAGCUUUUGAGAGUCCACAAAGCAUUGCAACGGAAAAUACUCAGAGCACUUCAGAAGAUUCGAAAGAACAGCCAAGUGACGAACUGGCAAAGCUUACCAAACAAAUAAAGGAGCUAACAGCGGAAAAGAAGAAGUUAGUGAAAACGCUCACUGAUUUGAGGGAAAAGUUUGAUGCAACUGUUGCGGAGAAUUCCAAGAGAGGCAACCUAAUCCAGGACUUGAAGGAAGAAGUUAAAGUUAAUUUCCUUGCAAACCAGGAGCUCAAGAAACAAGUUGAAACAGCUGUUGAACUGGAGAAAAAACUUAAGUUGGAGCUGAAGAAAAAAGAAAAGGAUCUCAAAACAGAGCAGGACGAAAAGAAAGAUGGACAGAAACAACUGCAGUUUGCACAGAGUGAAAGAAACAAAGUACAGAGUGCGUAUGAUGCGAUAAAAAAGCAGUGGGAGGAACAUUUUACCUCUUGUGGUAAAGGUACUAAGGAAAAUGUGAAGAAGACAGAGAAACUCAUCGCAGAAAAGGAAAAGCUACGUAAGGCAUUGGACAGCGCUAAAGAGCAGCACAAUCUGAUGUCACAGCAGUACCAAGAUCUGCAAGAACAGUUAAAGAAUGUGUCUCAGGAGAGAGAUGAGCAUAAGAUCAAAGCGGAAUCGUUCGAAAAUCAUCUAAAAGAGGUGGAGGAUGGGAACGCUGCACUUAACAAGGAAGUUACUGACACUAAAGAAGAGAUGGAGUCGGUGAAGAGUGAAUUGUCACAGUUGAAAGAGAACCUUCAAGUCGAGCUGAAGGAAAAGGAGGAAUUGUUCUGCGGAUUGAAUAAUGCCACUCAAGAAAAGAAUAAUUUGCGGACUAGACUUCUAAGUUUGGAGGAAAAUAUUUCCUUCGCUGACAACGAAAGGAAAAUAUGCCAAGACAAAGUAGAGGCGACCUUAGGGGAAAAAGCUGAAAUCGAAAACAAGCUGUCAUCCCUGAUGGAAUCCUCAGAAACACAAAAGCAGGAGUUGAACAACAGACUGGAGAGAGCUGAGCAGGAAAAGAAAGAUCUACUCAGUAACCUUUCAGUUUUGGAAGAGAAAAUUUCAUCCGCUGAAAAUGAUCGAAACAUGUUGCAAGACAGAUUGAAUUCGCUUUCAGAGGAAAAAAGUGGAAUCGAAAAUGAAAUGGCUAUGUUGAGGGAGUCCUUGCAAACCUCAGAAAAAGAAAAGCAGGAACUUUGGGAGCAGAUUAAGAGUUCCUCGUCAGAGGAUAGCCAGCUGCAAGGCAUGGUGCAGAGCUUGGAGAAAAUGCUCCAUGAUACGGAGAGCAAAUAUCAAGAACAAUGCAGAAGUCUGCAGGAAAGCUGUCAGAAUCAAGAACAUUUACAAAGUAAGAUUUUGUCUUUGGAGGAAAUGACGAGAAACGGAGAGAACAUGAACAAGGAACUGGAGCAGUGCUUGUUGCAGAAAGAGGAAGAAUUGAGAUUAAUACAAAAUAAAACUGCUGAGAUGGAAGAUGAACUCCACACAGCACUUCAAGAAAAACAGGAACUUGAUAUGAAGCUCGCCGCCUUCCAAGAAGAGGCGACUGCUAGUGAAAGCGUUUCUGAAACCUUUGACGAGAAAGUUCAAGCGUAUGAACAGAAAAUGAAGGAUUUAACAGAAAAACUUGCCACUGCAUCGAAGGAAAAAGAAGCACUGGAGGAGAGAAUCACUGUUGCGGAAGAGAAGCUGACUACUAAAGCUGAGGAAAACCACAAGGAUUUAACGAACCAGUUGACAGCUUUGUCAGAGGAAAAUAUAACCCUUGAAAGCCACAAUAAGAAGCUACGAAGUGAAUUGCAAAAUGCAGAAGAAACUCAAGAGGGGUUGUCCACUCACCUAUCGUCUGUCUCUGAAGAAAAGAAUAUUCUUCUGUCCGAACUGAUUGCUCUUCAAGACAACUUUAUCCAGGAGCAGUGCAUUACUACGGACCUGCGUCAGCAGUUAGAUUUUGCUAGGAAUGACAAGGAACAACUGCAUCAAUCUUUGAAGCUGACUGAAGAACAGCAGACAACACUCAACGCCAAGUUAGAGGAUUCUCGGCGAGUAAUUCAAGAGUUAGAGAGUAAAACUCAACUGCUUUCAAAGCAAUUAAAGGAGGCGAACGAAGAGAAAUCUCACCAAGAAGCGGAGAUCGAAGAGCUAUUUAGAACGCAAGACGAUCUCCAAGCUAAAUACAACGAUGAAUUGAGAGAGAAGAAGGAGUUGAAUGAUUAUAUUGAGCAACUACACGAGGAGCUGGAGGAUCUUCAUGUACAAUUCGACGCGCUGUCGAAGGAACACAAGGAUUUAUCGGGAAGAUUAGCUGAAAUACAGUCAGGUCAAUUAUCCACAGAAUCGCUUCAUUACCAGCAACUUUCUGAGCUUCAAGAAAUAAACAGCGGACUACAACAGGAUAAUCAAAGCUUGAAGCAAACUGUCCAUACACUGAACACGUCCUUUGAAGAAAAAGGAAGUGAACUAACUGAGGCUUUAUGUGAACUCGAAGAAAACAAAAAAGAAUUGGAAAAACUCAACCCUGAAAUUAGCACACUGAGAGAAUCGCUUGCUUUGAAGGAUAACGAACUUACAGGGUUGAAAUCGCGAUUGAAUGAUUUUAGUCAGGAAAAGGAGACCAUGAGUGAGUCUGUUGGACUACUUGAUGAGAAAAUACAAAGGCUAAAUAACGAAAAGGAAGCGCUAGCCACGACCAUCGAGAAAUUGAACGAAAGUUUACAGGAGAGAGAUGUCCAGAUAGCUGAGUUAUCAACGAGUCUCGACCAAAACAAGAAUGAAUUGGAAACUGUUUCGGAGAAGUUGAGAAGCAAAGAAGAAGAGUUUAAGAAAGCUGUGAAGGCCGUGAAACAGCUGAAGCAGAAUUUACAGAAAUCACAAGAAAAAGUAAAGGCAUUGAAUAGCGAGCUGGAGGAAAGAGAGAAAUGCAGUGAUGGAUUGACUAAACAAACGGAGGAGUUUGGGGCUCUCAAAUCGAGUUUUGAGAAACUGAACGAAAGCUUUCAGGCGAAGGAAAGGGAAAUCAAUGACUGCAGGGAAAAUCUCAGUGGGAAGGAAAAAGAGUUGGAGAAUUUCCAAGAGUUUGUUGACAGUUUGAAUGCAAAACUCGAACAAACUUCCAUGGAAUUAGCGGGCUCCAAGGAAUUGAAUGUUUCUCUUUCUGAAGAGGUGCAAAUUUUGAACUUGCAGGUUAAAAAUCUCGAAUCGAGUUUACAGAAUAAAGGGAAGGAUAACAGCGAAUACGAACUGAAAUUGCAAGAACAUCUACGAGUUGAAGAAGAUCUGAGGUUGAAAAUACGUUCGAUGGAGGAACAGAUCAAUUCUCACCGCGAGGAGAAAGAGGACGUUGAAAAGACUUGCAAACUGAAUAAUGAAACGAUUGUUGCUCUUAAACAAGAUUUGCAGAUGCAAGAGAAUAAUCUUAUGGAUUUUAACGAAAAAACUGCUUCUAAAGAUAACGAAAUCAGGACAUUACUGGAGUGUAACGAGAGACUCACGCAAUCCGUUCAGGAAAAGGAACAAGAGCACGAGAAACUUAAGUCAGAAAAGAAAGAAUUGUGCGAGAAGAUCGAAUCUCUCAACCAAAAUAUUUCCUCAAAGGAGGAGAUUGAGAGAAAGUUAAAGAAAAGAAUGGAGACAUUUGAAAAGCAAACUGCUUCUGUAGAUAAAGAAUUUCUGCUCAAAGAGGAGGAAUUGCACCAAUUGAAAUCGUUGAUUGAGGAAAAGGAACAUUGCCUUGCUGAUGUGGAAUCGAAACUGGAAACGCAGCGGUUGAAAAUAAGCGAACUUGAAAAUGAACUUAGCGUUAAAAAUGAAACAAUUGAUCGGAGAGAGGAAGAAGUUCAGAAAUAUCAAAUGGUCAGUGAGGAAACCAAGAGCACAGUCUCGUCCCUCGAGUCAAAUGUUCAGACAUUGAAAGCAGAACUCGAAGGGAAGGUCAUGGAGGUGAAAAAUCUUCGGGUUCAACUGAGCGACCAGCAAACUGAAGUCGAGACUGUGCAAAAAACCAUAGCACACAUGAACAGCAAGAUGGAGUCAGGAGCUGAGGAGGCAUGCCAGGUUACGAAUAGGAUAGAAGAACUACAAAAGGAAUUAAGAACCACCGUAGAGGCUCGUGAAAUGCUAGAGCGCGAGAAUAAGGAAAAAGACGAUAAGAUGAACAAACUAAAACAAGUCGCCAUCAAAGCCAAAAAAGAACUGGAGAAUUGCAAGAAGCAGGGGAUAAUGACACGUUUGUUAUUUGUUAAUUGGUGUCUUCGAAAUGAUUAUCACUUUGUCGCGCAACUUGCGUUUCAGGAACUGCAAACCCAGCUAACUCAACUUCAAGAGGAACUGGAAAUAGAAAAAUCCAAGACGGCCAGCUCAUCUGAUAACAUGACGCAGGUUACGCAAGAACUGGCUAGUGUUCGCCUAGAAGCCGAAAAGCUGUUAGCUGAGAAUGAAAGUUUGAACAAAAAUUAUGAAUCGUUGCUUAAGGUUGUGGAGAGAGAACGUACUGAUUCCAAAGCAGAGCAAGAAAAGCUAAACUCACAAAUCCAGGAGUUUCUUAGAGAAACUGAGUUGCUAAAAACAGAAAGCAUCAAAAGUAUGCAAGACAUUUCUGAUCUCGAAAAGAAGUUUAAUAGUACCUCCAAAGAGCUGGAACAAGUCAACAAAGAGCACUCAGAGCUGUUAAAUAAACUGGAGAACACUGACGAGGGUUUGACGGAAGAACGGAGACGACACGAGGAGACAAAAAAUCAACUGGAAACAACUAAACGACAAUUAGAAGCUGCAGAAAAGGAAGCCAACCAGAGCAGUUUGAUGAGCUUAGAGAUGGAGGAUUAUCAGAAAUCCCUGGAGGCGCUGCAGAACAAACUCUCGGAGAAGGAAAAGGCUCUACAAGAUUCACUGGAGGAAGUUUCUCGAGUGGAUAAAAAAGCGGAUGACUUCAAAACUCAGAUAGAAAUGGUCGACAGUCAACGGCAACAAGCCGAAGAGAGAGCACUGAAAAUGAAAGCCAUGCUGGUGAAAACUAAGAAAGAACUCGCUGAGGCCAAAAAGCAGGUUGUGGAACAAGAGGUGAUUGAGUCACAAUUGAAAGGACAGUUGGAAUCCGCCACUCAGGAGGCAGAACAAUACAAGGUUCAAGUGUCCUCUCUUACCGCCGAAAGCCAAGGUUACCAAGAGCAACUUCGUUCUUCAACGGAUAGCAACAGGCGAGCUGUGGAAACCUUGGAAAGUAAACUGUCCAAAAUGAAAGCCGAGUGGGAGAGUUCCAAACUGGCUCACGAGGCCACGCGGGCUGAAUUUGAAAGCUACAAGACUCGUGUCCACAGUGUUCUUAAACAGCAGAAAACCAAAUCAGCACCGCAGGCUCCUGAGCUUGAGAAUUCUGAGAGGACUCGUUUAGAGCAAGGCAUUGAACAGUUGAAGAGCAAGUUGCAGGAAGCCAACGAUAAAUGUAGCAUGCUCCAAAACGAAUAUGAUGAACUGGAAAGCGAGCACGAACGACUUACGGCCCGACACAGCAAGUUGAUACAAGAUAUUGAUAACAAAGAGGCCCACUGGAAGGAUAGGUUUGAACGGCUGAAGUCUGAGCGAAGCACUACAAAUGAGGAGCAUUUGGCUGCGAUAAGACAUAUGACAUUCCAGAACGAGUCUGUAGCCGCCACAUUCAAGGAAAAACUUGAAGUCAUCGAAGGAGAGCAUCGAGCCCAGUUAGCAAGCCUGCAGCAGAAAUUGACUGAAGCUGAAAGUAAGUUGAGCAAGUUACAUCAGGAAAAGCAACAACAGUCCCAGCAGUCAAUUGUGAGGUCUCGCUCACCACCAGACCUCGCGCUACAAAGGGCAACGGAAGAGCGACGGCCUGGGGAGGGCAUGGACCAGAGUGAGUUGGCAGAAACCGACUCAGCGCCAAGGGUCAAUUCUACUCCCACCACUCCUGUGUCACCGACCAUGGCCUCCACUCUUGAGAAGAUCCUUUCUCCAACGUCACCGACUACUCCGACUUCUCCAAGAGAUGAAGCACUAAGAGGUCCUCCCCUGGACGAAAAUCUGCUGCUCUCGAACAUUGCAACUGCCAAUAAGAAAGUGGAACAUCUGACCGAGUUAUUGCGUGAGAGUGAAGCGAAUUCCAUGAGACUGUCCGAGCAGGCGAAGGUGUUAAAAGAAGAGAUAAGAAGACUUGAAAGAAACCAGGAGCGGGAGAAAGAGUCAGCAAACUUGGAGUAUAUGAAGAAUGUCAUAUUACAGUUCCUGAAGUGUCGUCCGAAUGAACGCGAACAUUUAGUUCCAGUCCUCACCACCAUGUUGAAGCUCAGUCAGGACGAGAAGGACUUGAUAGUUCAACUUGCGCGAGGAGCUGAAAAUGAACCAAGUGAAGAAGGAGGAGGUUGGAGCAGUUAUGUUUACCGCUGGACAUCUUUUACGUAAAAAGUUGUGCUGAAGGGGAGAGGUGCAACCAGAAGACGAUAGAACAAGAUUGACGCUGAAAUACCUAAAGCUGUUGUAAGCGAAAGUAACAUGCAAUUUAAAGGUGUGCCGUUUCAUGAAGAAAACUUUCAAAUCUCUUUAGUUCUUGAAAUGGUAGAGAUUUAGAUCAAAUGAGAACGCAGGGGGAGGAAGAAGAGCUGUGGUUUUCUUUUAAUCUGAGCAAUGCUUCGCAUUGGUAUACCGUGUACAUAGUGUUUGUUUUAGCUUUCUGUUUUCCAGCUUUUGAACUAUUUUCGUUGGUUCUUAUUGAUUGGGAAGAAAAGGAAACUUGCGCCAGCUACUCAGCUAAUCUGAUGCAAGUGAGGUGAAAGAUGAUUUUAAAACAGUUUUUACGUAAUAACAUACGGUAUAUCACUAAAAAAGCAAUGUACAUUUCUCUAUUUUCAUAAGACAUUAAUUCGACUACUAUAGUAUAAUUCACACAGAGAAAUCCUGUGUGUCACAAUGAAUUCAUUUGGUGACAUGGAUCAUAUGACCAAUAUUUUUAAAAAUUCAAUACGACUGUAUGAACGAGGUCCUGAAAACAAGAUGAGGCUUAAAAAGAUCAGGGAACACUAUUCGGAAUUGAUUCAAGAUCGUAAAGCUUCAUUGGUUAUAAUUUUCCUUCUCUUCAAAGGAAUUGAAGAUGUCAGCUUCCCGCACAAGCAUUUUGUUCACACGAGAUAAAUUUUUCGCCAAAAAAUGUGACAUAUUUAAUAGAAAAAAUUGGUAACUUUGAUAUUAUCUCACCAUGACCAAGAUUUCAGUUUUUCAUCCUAGUCUAAGUUUUUAGAUACCUCUACCUUUUCAUUUAAAUAUAGCGGACAGUAAAGCGGAAUAGAGUAGUGGAUGAAGUUCGACUCAAAGCUAUUUUCCGAAGAACAUUUGUUACUUUUGUCACUGAAGUUUUUCCCCUAUAUUUCACCCUCAUAAUUUUUGUUUCGUUGCUUCUAGAUAAUUUAGAAUAUUUACUGACGCCAAGUGGAGUCGAAGUAACCUCUGCUUCAGUUAAAUUUCGGAUACUACAUCACAUGUUAUUCCUAAUUUUAAUAACCACGGGAAAUAUAAAAAAAUUCGAUUUUUAUCGUGGAUGGUAAAUUAAAUUAAUUUCGAUUUCAGUGCAAAAUUUAUCGGUGCCAACCAUUGAUGUUAUUUAUUAUCAAAUAAUAGAAAUGCAUAGAUAAGUUUGGUAAAUAAAGUCGUCCUUAAACCGAAA
Molecule: messenger RNA, 9595 nt
Organism: Stylophora pistillata
Lineage: Eukaryota; Metazoa; Cnidaria; Anthozoa; Scleractinia; Pocilloporidae
Source: RefSeq, a predicted model, not a curated record